AUGCUACUUUCUCAAAUCCGCAUACGCAUCGACGCCAUGCAGUUCAAGCAGAUCGUCCAACGCCUCCUCGCCCUGGCCCUUGCUGCAAUAAUCGUCUCCGAGGCGUACCCAAUCGAGGAAAGGCAACUCCUCGGCCUCAACCUUCCUGUCAGCCUCCCUGUCCUCCCAGGGCUCGCCCUCCCGCUCAAGGGACUUCUCCCCGACUUAUCCGCCCUCCUCCCUGGAGUUCCAGUGCCAGCACUCCCAGCACUCCCCGCGCUUCCGGCGCUUCCAGCCAACCCAGCAACCCCGGCACUUCCUGCGCUCCCUGCGCUCCCUAUUCCCAUACUGCCGCGCGAUGGCAGGCAGCUCUAG
Cyclocybe aegerita is the source of this 354-nucleotide messenger RNA. NCBI's taxonomy places the organism in Eukaryota, Fungi, Basidiomycota, Agaricomycetes, Agaricales, Hemipholiotaceae. The record is from the annotation of a GenBank genome assembly.